AAAUAGAGGAGCAGAGGGAGCCUGUGCGUCUUUCUUUCCCCUUCACGUCGUUGCUUGUGUAGUUUUUUUUUGUCUUUACACCAGCUGCUCUCACAACAUCAGAGUUCAUUUCCAAGACUGUGCGCGUGUCUCUGUCUGUGCGUGUGCACAUCCACGCAAUUCCUGUGUGCUCAGCAGCAGCAGUCAGUCUAAUAGAGUGACCCCCCAGCACGCUGGUUAAAGGGAAGACAAGAGAGCUGAGUCAACGAAUCACAAGCAGAAGGAUGCAACAGUUGAUGUGCGCGAGUUGCGCUGCAGUUUUGCCCUUUGGAGACGGAACAGUGCGAGCGAGGAGGAGGAUGGUGGCGACUUUGAUCUGUGCGCAGGACGGAUCGGAUGUUUUGUCGUGUUAAAACCAACUUCAUCAGUGACAUUAACGGGAAAUCAACGCAAGAUCCCCCAUUCCCAGUCGGAGAUUCACUGCCACAGUCGCGCGUCUUCCUCGCCAAAACAAUGGACACCGGGAGAGAAAUGCAUUCGCAGGGACUUGACGCUCCGCUGCUGGAAUGGAGUUAAGGUGCGGGUUAUUGUGUGUGGUCUGCAGCGGUGAGUAGCAGCGCAGUCUGUCUGCACCAACAUGCAUCGGAUUCUGCAGAGGAGGAGAGUGCGCAAGCUGCGCGUCGUGUGGGCUUCGCUGGCGCUGCUGGCGCUGUCUCUGGCCGCGUGCAGCGCGCUGUUCACGGCGUGGACUUGGCGACAGACGCGGGACUUGUCCCAGUCCUUUAAGAUCCUGCAGGACCGAUUGGAUCAGGUGAACACACAGAGGAAGGCCAUUGUUCAACUCAUUCUGGAGAAGAGAGAGCUGCUGGUGGGGCACAGAGUGAAGAGAGAUGGGGGGACGUUUCGAGGGAGGAACGGGAAUGGAAAGAAAGCAGCGUCUCAUUUUGAGAUAACCAAAGUCUCCUCUCAGCAAGUGGGAGAUGGUGGUGUGAUAAAGGGCUGGGAAGAGAGGACGUUGAAUAUGAGUAAAGCGGUGAGGUAUAACAAGGAUCUCGGUACCUUCACGGUGGAGAAAGCGGGCGUCUACUUCCUGUUUUGCCAGGUGUUGUUCAAUGAGCAGCAGACUCCGUAUGUGAAGCUGGACGUGGUGACCACUGGUCAGAGGCCUCAGAAGCUGCAGUGCAUAGAGGGCUACGCGACGACCCCGUCUGCAGGGCCGCACUCCUUCCACUUCGUGAAGUCCUGCCAGGUGUCCGGCCUUCUGAGACUGGAUAAAGGCACGGAGCUGCAGGCCAUCACAGGUUCAUCCUUCAGACUCCACACUGUAGGCAGUCCCUCCGCCUCACCUCACGUCUUCAGCAUCUUCAAGGUCAACUGAAACCCGUCCGUCGAGUAGAACAGAACGUUGCUUUUGUGCGGAUGAGAUUUUUUUCCCCCUCCUCUGUGGUAUAACAGUCAUAAGCAGCCGAGGGCGUCACGUCCCACUACAGCUGCUUCUCACAGACGUUCAUUUGAAAGACGAGUCUGACAUUUUGUGGAAGUUGUUGUGGAAAUUUUCUCUGGACGGUGGUGCCGCUUUGGAACGCAUAACACAGACUUUGGAUUAAAACCAAGGCCCAGAGUGGACAUAAAGGCCUCCAUGAAUGUCUGCCAGGAGAACACACGUGAUGGAAGCUGCUCUGAACAUAAAGAGCUUCACCAAAAAAAAAAAAAAGAAAAAGAAAAAAAGAAACACAAGGAUGUUCAUCUUAGCCUUCGUAUCAUGUAACAAAUUGUGCUUACACUGUCUUUAUAAGACUGACAGUAAAGCUGUGCAUGCACCUUUCACUUUUAUAUCACCGGUUGCCUCAAGAAGCUGAGAGCACAUCUGCAAGCGUCAGAUCUCGACACUAUUAAAGCCUACAUUACACAACACAGUGUCUUUGAGUGGGUGUAUGUGAAAUAUAAUGAAUCAAACUGUUCAUGUUUAUACUGAUUUUAUGCCCAUUACAUUUCAAUGUGCUGUUUGAGUGCAAAAACUUCUUUUUCUUUUUUUUUUUUUUUUUUUAAGAUACCUAUUAUUAUAUACGUCACACACAUUUUACUGUGUGCAUUUCAAGUAUGAUGUUGGCAAAGAAAGUGGAACUUCAUAAAAAAGGAUGUGAAUUUGUGCUCUUUUCUACGGUCAAAUCUGAUUGUAUUUUUUUAUACAUUUGUAUACUUGGCUUUACUUUUGAAAAGUAUGUGCGAGUAAUUGGCGUCUAAAGCCCUAAAUAUAGCCUUGUCUUUCUUUUUCUGACUUUAUCUAUUUAAUGUUGAAACCACCACCACCGCUUGCAUGCCCAUGGGAAAAUCAUACCAUUACGUUAUGAUUUUCUCAUAUUAUUUUUGGAAAGCCUGAAUAUAUUCAUGGCUACAAGUGAAAAUUGAUAUUGAACAUUACAGGCUUUGUAUUAAAGAAAAAACAAGA
Molecule: messenger RNA, 2428 nt
Organism: Solea senegalensis (Senegalese sole)
Lineage: Eukaryota; Metazoa; Chordata; Actinopteri; Pleuronectiformes; Soleidae
Gene: tnfsf12
Product: TNF superfamily member 12
Exons: 6
Coding region: 617-1357 (246 amino acids)
Biological process (GO): immune response
Cellular component (GO): membrane
Molecular function (GO): tumor necrosis factor receptor binding; receptor ligand activity
Source: RefSeq, a predicted model, not a curated record